CGCCACCACGUGUGUCCCCGUGCUGAGUGGCCACCCGACUCAGUCCCUCGCCGGCCGGUUUGGGCAGCGGAGGAGGCGAGUAGUUGGUAGUGGUUGGAGGCUUCGCUAUGGGAAGUCGCUCUUUUGCACUGUCGCGGCCAGCCCUGCUCGCUGGUUCUCCGCAGCCGCUGUCGCUGGAGAGCACCGGGAGGCGCGGGUUGCAAGCGCGCCUGCUUUUCUCCGCCCGGGCGCCAGCGCCCCUGGGCAGGUGCUGAGCGCCUUCCCGAGCCUCCCCGGCUGCCUCCCUCUUCCUCCCGGCCUCCUGGCUGCUGCAGUGCACAUGGGCUGCUGGAGGUAGAUGGGCUCACCGCCCUGGAGGCGGCGGUGGAUGCGGCGCUGGGCAGAAACAGCCACCGAUUCCAGCUGCCGUGGGGCCGCGCUCUCAGGGCGCCCCUGCGAGCCCCGGCCUCAGCCAUGGGGACCUCGGCAAGCAGCAUCACCGCCAUCACCUCUUGCAGCCGCAUCGCCGGCCAAGUCGGAGCCACGAUAAUUGCCGGCUCCCUUCUCCUGCUUGGAUUCCUCAGCACCACCACAGCUCAGCUAGAACAAAAGACUCCAAGUCUCACGGGCACAUACCACCACGUCGACCGGACCACUGGGCAGGUGCUAACCUGUGACAAGUGUCCGGCAGGAACCUAUGUCUCUGAGCACUGUACCAACGUAAGCCUGCGAGUCUGCAGCAGGUGCCCCGCGGGGACCUUUACCAGGCACGAGAAUGGCAUAGAGAGAUGCCAUGACUGUAGUCAGCCAUGCCCGUGGCCGAUGAUUGAGAGAUUACCUUGUGCUGCCUUGACUGACCGAGAAUGCACUUGCCCACCUGGAAUGUAUCAGUCUAACGGCACCUGCGCUCCCCAUACGGUGUGCCCUGUGGGCUGGGGUGUGCGGAAGAAAGGGACAGAGAAUGAGAACGUACGGUGUAAGCAGUGUGCUCGGGGUACUUUCUCUGAUGUGCCUUCCAGUGUGAUGAAAUGCAAAGCCCACACAGACUGUCUGGGUCAGAACCUGGUGGUGGUUAAGCCAGGGACCAAGGAGACAGACAACGUCUGUGGCACACGCCUGUCUUUCUCCAGCACAACCUCACCUUCCCCUGGAACAACUAUCUUUUCUCACCCUGGGCAAAUGGAGUCCCACGAUGUCCCUUCCUCCACCUAUGAGCCCCAAGGCAUGAACUCAACAGAACCCAACUCUACUGCUUCUGUUAGACCAAAGGUACCAAGUGGCAUCCAGGAAGGGACAGUUCCUGAUAACACAAGCUCCACAAGGGGGAAGGAAGGCGUGAACAAGACCCUCCCAGACCCACCACAAGUUACCCACCAGCAAGGCCCUCACCACAGACACAUCCUGAAGCUGCUGCCCCCGUCCAUGGAGGCCAGCGGCGAGAAGUCUAGCACGGCCAUCAGGGCCCCCAAGAGGGGCCAUCCCAGACAGAACCCACACAAGCAUUUCGACAUCAAUGAUCAUCUGCCUUGGAUGAUUGUGCUCUUCCUCCUGCUGGUGCUAGUGCUGAUAGUGGUGUGCAGCAUCCGCAAGAGCUCCAGGACUCUCAAGAAGGGGCCCCGGCAGGACCCCAGUGCCAUUGUGGAAAAGGCGGGGCUGAAGAAAUCCUUGACUCCAACCCAGAACCGGGAGAAGUGGAUCUACUACUGUAACGGCCAUGGUAUUGACAUCUUGAAGCUUGUAGCCGCCCAGGUGGGAAGCCAGUGGAAGGACAUCUAUCAGUUUCUUUGCAACGCCAGCGAGAGGGAGGUGGCUGCCUUCUCCAAUGGAUACACGGCAGACCAUGAACGGGCCUACGCAGCUCUGCAGCAUUGGACCAUCCGUGGCCCUGAGGCCAGCCUAGCCCAGCUCAUCAGCGCCCUGCGCCAGCACCGACGCAAUGAUGUUGUGGAGAAGAUUCGUGGGCUGAUGGAAGAUACCACGCAGUUGGAAACUGACAAACUGGCUCUCCCCAUGAGCCCCAGUCCUCUUAGCCCGAGCCCCAUUCCCAGUCCUAACGUGAAACUUGAGAAUUCCGCUCUCCUGACGGUGGAGCCCUCGCCCCUGGACAAGAACAAGGGCUUCUUCGUGGAUGAGUCAGAGCCCCUUCUGCGCUGCGACUCCACGUCCAGUGGCUCCUCAGCACUGAGCAGGAAUGGCUCCUUUAUUACCAAAGAAAAGAAGGACACGGUGUUGCGGCAGGUCCGCCUGGACCCCUGUGACUUGCAGCCCAUCUUUGAUGACAUGAUGCACAUCCUGAAUCCCGAGGAGCUACGGGUGAUUGAAGAGAUACCCCAGGCUGAGGACAAACUGGACCGGCUCUUUGAGAUCAUUGGAGUCAAGAGCCAAGAAGCCAGCCAGACCCUCCUGGACUCGGUGUACAGCCAUCUUCCUGACCUGUUGUAGAGCGCAGGCAGGGGCACUGCAUUCUGCGAAUCAACCUACCGGCAGGGUGGUUUCAUUUUGUUUCUGACUUUUGUGUUUCGGUUGUGUGUGCGUAUGUGUGUGUGUUUAAUAGAGUUCGUGGCCGGUGCUUGAGUUUGUGGCUCGCUCUUUUACUUUCUUUCUUUUCUUUUUCUUUUUCUUCUUCUUUUUUUCUCCUUUCUUCCCCUCUUCUUGAAAAUGAACUUAUAAAGCCUUUUCAAAGUAUAACUGUUGAAAAAUGCCCACCACUAAAUUUUUUUAAUUCCAUAUAGUCUCCACUUUUGCCUUCUUAUAUAUUUUCAAAACUGUUCUGUGCACUUUAAAAAUCUUAAUGUAAAUGCAGUAUGACUUUCCCCACAUGCUGGGAACUGAGAUUCUUAACUUCUUAAACACUUA
Molecule: messenger RNA, 2835 nt
Organism: Acomys russatus (golden spiny mouse)
Lineage: Eukaryota; Metazoa; Chordata; Mammalia; Rodentia; Muridae
Gene: Tnfrsf21
Product: TNF receptor superfamily member 21
Exons: 6
Coding region: 454-2421 (655 amino acids)
Biological process (GO): negative regulation of myelination; humoral immune response; neuron apoptotic process
Molecular function (GO): protein binding
Source: RefSeq, a predicted model, not a curated record